CCUGCACCUCAGGUGUAAUGUAAGGAAGAGACAGCAGAGUGGAAAAUAAUGCAUGUCUCCAGCACACUCUUUGAAUAUGAUGUAAAUUUCAGGAUAUCAGAUUACAGCUAUUCUCAUGCUUUGAGCAAGGGGUGGGGAGUCACAGAAGGGAGAGUGCACCUGAAGUAAAAGGCAGAGGAAAUGUUUUCUCCACCUCUUUUCACUGUGAAGUAGAGGAGUGUACCUAGCAUACACAGGAGCACCAGGAUGAGAUCCAGCUGGAUGAAAGCUUUGCUUACGGUCCUCAUUGUGGCCUUCGCAUUGUUAUACCUCAGUUCUAUUAAGAAGGAGGUCCACACUCAUUCUGAGAGAUUGCAGAGGGCCCAUUACAAUGACUCCAUUAGGGGCCAGGGAAUCGUCAAGAGGAUGGAAAAGAUGGAAACAGACAUCAACAGGCUGCUGAGUUUGAUGAAUAAACUUGAAAAGAGGGAAACGGCACCUGGCAGGAAGGAAGAGGUGAAGGACAAGAGGAAGAGGGUGAGGAAGCUGUACCCCAACUCUGAUCUGUUCAAGAAUUGGGGUGACGAUCUGUCAGAGGAGGAGCAGAAGGAAGCCGAGCAGUUGUUUCAGAGAUAUGGAUACAACGCCUUCCUCAGUGACAGGCUGCCCCUCAACAGAGAGAUUCCCGACACCAGGCCUCCAAGGUGUGCUGUGAAAAAUUAUCCGAAGGAUCUGCCGACCAUCAGUGUUGUGUUAAUCUAUUUGGAUGAAGCUCUUUCAGUCAUUAAAAGAGCCAUACGCAGCAUCGUGGACAAGACACCAGCUCGGCUGCUGCAAGAAAUCAUCCUGGUGGACGAUCACAGCAGCAAUGAGGACUUAAUGGAGAAGCUGGAUGAAUACAUCAGCUUUAUCCACGAGGAGCGUCCAGGCCUGGUGAAGAAAGUGCGGCACUCUGAGCAGCUCGGCCUCACCCAGGCCAGACUGUCGGGCUGGAAGGUGGCUGAGGGAGAGGUGAUUGCCAUCUUGGACGCUCACAUAGAAGUCCACGUCCAAUGGGCAGAGCCUUUACUAGCUCGGAUUAAGGAGGACCGGACUGUGAUACUGACGCCUGUUUUUGACAAAGUCAAAUACGAUGACCUGACACUGAGUCCCUACAAUAGUGCAUCUCAUGGCUUUGACUGGGCACUGUGGUGCAUGUAUGAGUCCUUCAGACCUGAGUGGUAUGCCCUGAAUGAUGAGACGCUGCCUGGCAAGAGCCCCUCAGUCAUGGGGAUACUUGUAGCUGAUCGCCAGUUCUUCGGAGAGAUUGGAAGCCUUGAUGGUGGAAUGAAAAUAUACGGUGGGGAAAAUGUGGAGCUGGGCAUCCGGGUGUGGCUGUGUGGAGGAAGCAUUGAAGUUGUGCCUUGCUCUAAAAUUGCCCACAUUGAACGAGCAGUAAAGCCUUACCUCCCAGACUUGAGUGUCAUGAUGAAGCGUAAUGCACUGAGGGUAGCAGAGGUGUGGCUGGAUGAAUACAAAUACAAUGUCAACAUUGCUUGGAACCUUCCCCUUGAGAACCAUGGGAUAGACAUCGGGGAUGUGUCGGAGAGAAAGAAGCUCAGGGAGAGGCUUAAUUGUAAGCCCUUUAAGUGGUAUUUAGAUAAUGUUUACCCGAUGCUGGACCCCCUGGAUAACUUGCUCAGUUAUGGAGCUAUGAUAAAUGAUCUGAAGCCAGAACUCUGUGUUGACCAAGGCCCGAUGCCAGGAAACACACCCAUCUUGUAUGGAUGCCACUUCUAUUCACCUCAACACUGUUUUUAUCGCUCUGAUGGACAACUCUACAUUGGCGGGAUCAAAUCUCAUAAGUACAACAGCAACCGCUGUCUGGUGGACCCUUCCAGUGGAGUCUACCCGGUGCUGUAUGACUGCAAAAUAGCCAAACAGAAAGACUUUCACAUGCUGUGGGAUUUUAAACAGGGAGGACCCAUCCAGAACAGAAAAACAAAGCGAUGUCUAGAAAUUGCGAAGGAUGACGAUGGCUUUUACAAACUCAUUGUCCAGCAGUGCACCGGUCAGAGCUGGAAUAUACAAAAUCUCAUCAAAGACCACUAAGAGACUGCUGGGCAGGUCUCAGAAGAUAAUGAGCUGUUAUUGCACAAAAAGUGAACCUCGUGUCAAAGAAAGAUCUAGAGUUGUCUUUCGUUACAUCAUUAUUUAAAAAAUAAACAAGGUUUCUGAAGAGAGUCA
Molecule: messenger RNA, 2205 nt
Organism: Oreochromis niloticus (Nile tilapia)
Lineage: Eukaryota; Metazoa; Chordata; Actinopteri; Cichliformes; Cichlidae
Product: probable polypeptide N-acetylgalactosaminyltransferase 8
Exons: 11
Coding region: 247-2070 (607 amino acids)
Biological process (GO): protein O-linked glycosylation
Cellular component (GO): Golgi apparatus
Molecular function (GO): polypeptide N-acetylgalactosaminyltransferase activity
Source: RefSeq, a predicted model, not a curated record